Molecule: messenger RNA, 1362 nt
Organism: Striga hermonthica
Lineage: Eukaryota; Viridiplantae; Streptophyta; Magnoliopsida; Lamiales; Orobanchaceae
Source: the annotation of a GenBank genome assembly
AUGCUGCUCCGGUCGCUCCUCCGAGCAACCGCCGCCGCAUCACCGCUCAAGCAAUCACAGUGGCAUCUCACUGUGUGCCGUAGCAUGGCCGCGAAGGCCUCCAAACCUCCCAACCCCCCUACUAAAGGGAAGAAACCCCAGUCCAAAUUCGAUCACAGGGACAAGAAACAGGAAGAAAUGCAGGCAGUUAAUCCCGAAUCUUCCGCCAAGGAAGAAGCCGAACUCCGCCGGCGCCAGCUGGCGGAGGAUGAGAAGAACCCCGCCCUUGACGUUGGGCCCAACGGCCGCCCUCUAUUCGCAUCCGCUUCCUCUCUCUCUUUGCUCAACAAGGACGACGUCAAUACUUACUUCAAAUUCAGCAUGGACGAGUUAAAAAGGUUUUUGCCGGAGGGCCUGCCAUUGGGAAUGAUGAAGGAAUUUGAGGAAUCAAACAGGAGUGCCUUGUUGGUGAGGCAGAGUUUCAUUGAUCUCCGUGAUAAUUUUUGUCAGGCUGCUAAUCCUUCCAUUGAGGUUAACUCUAAAGCUCCCAAAGUUAAAAAGCAAAUUGUGUUAGAUGGGCCCUUGAGCUGUGGGAAGAGUAUUGCACUAGCAAUGCUUGUUUACUGGGCUCGCAAGGAAGGCUGGCUAGUGCUUUAUGUCCCCAAAGGUCGAGAGUGGACACAUGGUGGGUUAUUCUAUAAGAAUCGUCAGACUGGUUUGUGGGAUACCCCUUUGCAGGCGUCAAACAUUCUGCAAGAAUUUUUGAAGUUCAACAAGCCUUGCUUGCAAGGUUUGAAAUGCAACAUACUGGAUCCUAUUCCAUUAGGAGAGGGUGCUGGUGUUGGGUGGCCCAAGGGUCGCGAUAAAAUGCCAAUUUCUGAAGGGACAACUCUCUAUGAGCUUGUUGAGGCUGGUCUAAACGACAGUCAUGCUGCUGUUGGAGUGGUCGUUCGAUUGAGGAAGGAAUUAGCAGAAGUGACAAGUGUUCCUGUUCUUUUUGCAAUUGAUCAAUAUAACAGCUGGUUUACAUUCACUGAUUUUGAGGAACCAGUAACAGUUCGGUCUUGCCGGCCUGUUCAUGCUAGAGAACUCGCUACUGUAAACACGUUUAGGUCUAUGAUGCACGAUGACAUGAUGGUGGGUGCCUUUUCCCAUUCGACUGCUGUGGGGAAAUUGCGUCAAGAGUUGCCUGAUGUUCCUGCUGAUGCUCGAAACUAUUUUCCUCGGUACAGUUUAGAUGAAGCUAAUACUGUCUGCCACUACUAUCUCAGGCAAAGACUUGUGAGACGAGAUGCAUUCACGGAGGCCAACUGGAAGAAAAUUUUCUACUUGUCCAAUGGAAAUGGAACAGAGAUGAGACGCCUGGUGCCAUUCAUGCGGUGA